AACAAAGCUACAAACACGAAUGCCUUCUCAUAUAGUCCAUAGUUUUUGGAUAUUUUUUUUAAAAAAAAUUAAAAAAAAAGGUAUCUGGAAGGUGAUGUUUUUUUCCUUUUCCUUUUCUUUUCUUUUCGUAGAACCCCCUAGUUUCCACCACGACUCUCGUACUCUCGUCUAGUUUCAUCGAUAAUUGACUUAUCGCUUCUAUCUCUAUCUCUCUCUGUCUUUUACUCUUGGAAAACCAUGGCCGAUCACUGGUGGGAUGUGGUACAUAAUAAGCUGUACGGUGGCCACCCGUGGAAAUACCACAGCUUCGUAGGUACCGAGCCCAACACCUGGGAAGAGUACAUCAGGCCCGUCAUGGUAGACAAAUCGGCGGCACUAGGAAACGAGGGCAGCACGCAGUCCGGACGGCCGCAGAACGCGAAUCACGAUGCAGCAACAACGGCUAGUCAGUUCGGAGAGAAACAGGGGAGGAAUUAUGAAUCCGACGGGCUGUUGUCAGAGGGGCUGGGGAGCGACAAGGAGAACAUCCGCGGGGGCACACGCUCGACUGCUGCAGCUCGCCGGAGCGUGCAGAGGCCUAGGCCUAGGGCCAGGAGCGCGCCGCAGACGAGGCAGCGGCAGCGGCGGAACACGCUGGACCGUUUACUCGAUCUCAGCAUCGGCCCCGAGGCGCCCGGAUCUCCUCCGGCGGGACGCGGAGACGAGGCGCAGAUUAGCGACGUCCUGGGCCCGAUGGGUUUCUGGCGAAACCGGGCGUACCGCGUGCAGAAGCGGGUCGGGGAUUUCUUGGGGCGCACGGGGUCCAUUUUCUACCCGGCGUACAGCGUAGACGAGUCGCAGCUGGAUGCUCUCACCGUCGAAAUCGACCGCAAGGAGAACCCGCUGCCGUCGCCGGAGCAAGUUAGUGAAGGCGAGCCCGUCUCGUACCCCGACAUAAGCGGUCAGGUAGUUGGAUCAGCAGCCGCCGCAGCCGCGGCUUCUUCUCCUCCUUCUCCUCCUCCCCCUGACGCCCAGGCUCAAGUAACCGACAGCGACAGCGACGGCGACGACGCAACACCCACAGUCCCGCAGGGCACCACACUCAGCGAAGUCCUCGGCGAGCAGGAAGCGCGAGAGCUAGAAGAAAGACUCCAAAAGCUCAGGGAAGACUCCGCUGUUCCUAUAGAGCCUGACAACCCCGGGCCGCAGGAAGCCGUCCCGGGAAAAGCUAUCGCGCUAGCCGCGUUGACGCCCCCCUCGCCGUCGUCCUCCAUCCCGAGGUCCUUCCACAUCAGCCAGACGGCGCACCUCGCGCCCUCGUUCGUCGCGGCACGGCAUCAUUUGCGGCAGACUACGGUCCGACGGCGACCUUCUCCUCCCGUAUCACCACAACCAACACAGCGGUAUCUUCCUACUCCUUCCCCUCCCCCUCCUUCUUCUUCUCCCACCCCUACCCCCUCGCCACGAUCUUCCCGGCGCCGCAGCUCCGGGGACACUUCCACUGGUACCAGUACCACGACUGCGACUACCACCGCCACAAACUACAACAGCAGCAGCAGCAGCGGUAGCAAUUCCCAAACCGAAACCUAUCAGGCCAAGUCCACGCAGCUGCUGUGGGACAGCGCGAAGAGGACUCGGGAGAUAUGGUUCGGCGUUGGACCCGGGACGGGGAGGGACGUGGGCGGGCGGAAGGGCCAGGGGAGGAGAGUUUAGGUACCUAAUCUUGGGUAGGUAAGUACCUUAGGGAAGCGAGUUUAAAGGUUAUGGGUUAGUUAGAGCGGGCUUGGGAUUUUUUUUUUUUAAAAAAAAAAAGAAUUUUACUUUUGGCUGAAAUAAGA
This is a messenger RNA of Daldinia caldariorum, 1817 nucleotides long. RefSeq lists its product as uncharacterized. The record is from RefSeq and is a predicted model, not a curated record. The transcript has a single exon. NCBI's taxonomy places the organism in Eukaryota, Fungi, Ascomycota, Sordariomycetes, Xylariales, Hypoxylaceae. Bases 238 to 1692 code for a protein of 484 amino acids.